AGAGGACCAGAUGCCGUAUUAGCAAGUUCAGUUGAGUCAUCGGUGCAAGUAAAGUCAGCAAUCUCUAUAUAAAUAAAUAACCUUUCUUUCUUCCAUCGACCACAUCAAAAUCAACACACAAAACAAAGCAGUGUGAAUCAUUUUGCGUCUACGAUGGAUCAAUUCAAAGGACAACCUCGUCUCCCCAAAUUCGCGGUUCCAAACCGUUACGACAUUAGGCUCAAACCAGACCUCAUCGCAUGCCGUUUCUCUGGUUCCGUCUCCGUCAAUCUCGACAUCGUAACCGCUACCAAUUUCAUCGUUCUCAAUGCCGCUGAACUCUCCGUCACUAACGACUCCGUUUCUUUCACCAACCGUGAUUCCUCCAAGGUUUUUAAACCUUCCAAAGUUGAAUUGUUUGAAGACGAUGAAAUUCUUGUGUUGGAGUUUUCAGAACAAAUACCUACUGGAUUGGGUGUAUUGUCUAUUCAGUUUGAAGGAACAUUGAAUGAUAGAAUGAAAGGUUUUUACAGAAGUACCUAUGAGCAUAAUGGUGAGAAGAAGAAUAUGGCCGUUACCCAGUUUGAACCAGCUGAUGCCAGACGUUGCUUUCCUUGUUGGGAUGAACCUGCUUGCAAGGCUACUUUCAAGAUCACAUUGGAUGUGCCUUCGGAUCUUGUUGCUCUCUCCAACAUGCCAAUUGCUGAAGAAAAAAUAGAUAAUAAUCUAAAAACAGUUGCGUAUCAAGAAUCGCCAAUCAUGUCUACAUAUUUGGUUGCUGUCGUUGUUGGUUUGUUUGAUUAUGUGGAAGAUCAUACUCCUGAUGGGAUCAAAGUUCGAGUGUAUUGUCAAGUUGGUAAGGCAAACCAGGGGAAAUUUGCACUUGAUGUUGCUGUCAAAACUUUGGGGAUAUACAAGGAUUACUUCGACACUCCCUACACCUUGCCAAAAUUGGAUAUGAUCGCAAUACCUGAUUUUGCUGCUGGAGCCAUGGAGAACUAUGGUUUGGUUACAUACCGGGAGACUGCUUUACUCUACGAUGAUCAGCAUUCUGCCGCUGCUAACAAACAGAGGGUUGCAGUUGUUGUAGCUCAUGAACUAGCACAUCAGUGGUUUGGCAAUCUUGUUACAAUGGAGUGGUGGACACAUUUAUGGCUGAAUGAGGGUUUUGCAACAUGGGUAAGUUGUGUGGCUCACAUAUCAUAUUGUUACAAUGAGUCUUGUUUUUUGUUUUUGACAAUAAGAAAUUCAUAUCAUUUCAUGAUUAUGAUAAGCGUCUUGUUAUUUUUAAUGCUUUUUAAUUUUUUAUAUAACCAUUUGAUAAUUUUCUUCUGUUCUUUCAUAUUCUUUCGGUGUGGUCAGGUGAGUUAUUUAGCAGCUGAUGGCUUGUUUCCAGAUUGGAAAAUAUGGUCUCAAUUUCUUCAUGAAUGUACCGACGGUCUUAAGUUGGAUGGCCUUGCAGAAUCCCACCCAAUUGAGGUGGAGAUCAAUCAUGCUCGCGAGAUUGAUGAAAUAUUUGAUGCAAUAAGUUAUAGGAAAGGUGCAUCUGUUAUUAGGAUGCUGCAAAGCUAUCUUGGUGCUCAAAUCUUUCAGAGGUCACUAGCUUCGUAUAUAAAAAGGCACGCUUGUUCAAAUGCUAAGACUGAGGAUCUAUGGGCAGCACUUGAGGAAGGAUCUGGUGAACCUGUGAAUAAGUUAAUGACCUCAUGGACAAAGCAGCAAGGAUAUCCUGUUGUAUCUGUUAAACUCAAUAAUCAGAAUUUAGAGUUUGAUCAGUCACAAUUCUUGUCAAGUGGUGCUCAAGGAGAAGGCCAUUGGAUUAUCCCAAUAACACUAUGCUUUGGCUCAUACGAUGUCCGCAAGAAUUUCCUCUUGCAAACGAAAUCUGAAACACGUGAUAUUAAAGAGUUACUGGGUUCCCAGGUUGAUGGAGACAAGAGUGCAAAUUCUUGGAUUAAGCUUAAUGUGGAUCAGGCUGGUUUCUACAGGGUGAAGUAUGAUGAGUUGCUUACAGCUAAACUUAGAUAUGCCGUAGAAAAACGAUUAUUAUCUCCAUCAGACAGAUUUGGAAUUUUGGAUGAUUCAUAUGCACUUUCCAUGGCUGGCAAAGAAUCAUUGACCUCCUUGAUUAACUUGAUGGGAGCUUAUAGGGAGGAAGAUGAUUAUACUGUGCUGUCUAACCUGAUUACUAUAAGUCAUAAAGUUCAACGUAUUGCAGCUGAUGCAGUUCCGGACUUGCUAGAAUAUUUCAAACUGUUCUUUUUUAAAGUUUUCCAGUACUCUGCGGAGAGGCUUGGUUGGGAUCCUAAACCAGGAGAAAGUCAUGAUGAUGCGUUGUUGAGAGGAGAAAUUUUGACUUCCCUUGCUCAAUUUGGACAUGAUCUGACACUGGAUGAAGCAAGCAAGCGAUUUCAGGCAUUCUUAGAAGACAGAAAUACUCCACUUCUUCCACCUGAUUUAAGAAGGGCAGUUUAUGUGGCUGUAAUGAAACGGGCAAGCAAAUCUAACAGAUCGGGUUAUGAAUCUCUUCUGAAAGUAUACAGAGAAACUGACCUAAGUCAGGAGAAAACACGUAUUCUUGGCUCGCUGGCUUCUUCAUCUGAUCCAGAGCUAAUUCUUGAAGUUCUUAACUUUAUGUUGUCUUCGGAGGUUCGAAGUCAGGAUGCUGUUUUUGGACUUUCUGUCAAUUGGGAAGGAAGAGACGUGGCUUGGGCAUGGCUUAAGGAACACUGGGAACACAUCGCAAAAACUUAUGGUUCUGGAUUUUUAGUAACUCGCUUUGUCAGUGCAGUUGUCUCACCGUUUGCUUCUCUCGAGAAGGCCAAGGAAGUAGAGGAAUUCUUUGCUAGCCAUCCUAUGCCCUCCAUUGCUAGAACUUUAAAACAGAGCCUUGAGCGGGUUCAUAUAAAUGCAAACUGGGUUCAGAAUGUUCAGAAUGAAAAGAGUCUGGCUGAUACUGUAAAGGAGUUGGCAUACAGGAAUUACUAGGCCCUGCUUUCCCUUGUUUGACAUGUAGUUUCAUAUAAUAAUGGUUGUGACCUUGUGACUUUCUCCGUUCUGUCAUGUUACUGUGCCUUUCGAGGGCAUACUGUGUUGUCUAAUGUCCGAGAACCUGCUGAUCUAUACAUUAUGGUUAAAUA
Messenger RNA from Trifolium pratense (red clover), 3119 nucleotides. RefSeq names its product aminopeptidase M1. Gene Ontology annotation, biological process: peptide catabolic process; proteolysis. Gene Ontology annotation, cellular component: cytoplasm. The record is from RefSeq and is a predicted model, not a curated record. The transcript has 18 exons. Bases 154 to 2967 code for a protein of 937 amino acids. Gene Ontology annotation, molecular function: zinc ion binding; metalloaminopeptidase activity; peptide binding. Lineage: Eukaryota; Viridiplantae; Streptophyta; Magnoliopsida; Fabales; Fabaceae.